This is a messenger RNA of Plectropomus leopardus (leopard coralgrouper), 3562 nucleotides long. The record is from RefSeq and is a predicted model, not a curated record. NCBI's taxonomy places the organism in Eukaryota, Metazoa, Chordata, Actinopteri, Perciformes, Serranidae.
AUGGAUCUGAAAGGACGGGACAAGACAGGAGGGGUGGAGGGGAUGCAUAAGAAGGGGCAGAUGGUGCCCUUGGGUGCAUGGUGGCUGACGGGAGUUUUUACAGAGGUUAGUGUGGGUGGCUGUCUGUCAUCAGAGCUGUCUUUCUUGAUAGAGCCAAGUGAUGUGAUUGCAGUGAGGGACCGUCCACUUAUGCUGGAUUGUCGAGUGCAGGGCGAGGAACCGAUCAUGGUCACUUGGCGCAAAAACGGGGUGCCUCUACCCACCAGCCCGCGGGUUCGGGUGCUGGCGAAUGGCACGCUGUUCAUCCAGAGCUUCCAGAAACGCAGAGAGGGGAGUGACGCGGAUAUGGGCGAAUACGACUGCGCCGCCCAAAAUCGCUAUGGCAUGCUGGUCAGCCGCAAGGCCAAAGUCCUGUUGGCAUCUCUUCCGAAGUUCCACACCCAUCCACUGUCCAUGUCGGUGGAUGAGGGAGGUGUAGCCCGCUUCCAGUGUCAGAUCAAUGGAGUACCUGAGGCCAACAUCACCUGGGAGAGAGACAGAGUAUCACUAAACACCAUAGACAACAGAUACACUCUCCUGCCGAUGGGUAUUCUCCAGGUGACCGGCGUGAGGCAGUCAGAUGCCGGGGUUUUCCGUUGUGUCGCCACCAACAUCGCCAAUACUCGUUACAGCCACGAGGCCAUGCUCAACAUCACUGGUGGAGCUCCCAGAAUCUACAAGGAGCCAGUGAUCCUGUCAGGACCCCAAAAUCUGACCAUCACUGUCCACCAGACAGCCAUCUUGGAGUGCAUUGCCACAGGAAACCCAAGGCCCAUUGUUUCCUGGAGCAGGCUAGACGGACGCUCCAUCGGGGUGGAGGGGAUCCAGGUGUUGGGCACAGGGAACCUGAUGAUCUCAGAUGUUUCCCUCCAGCACUCCGGUGUGUAUGUGUGCGCUGCCAAUCGGCCCGGCACCAGAAUGAGACGUACUGCGCUCGGACGACUCGUGGUACAAGCUCCUCCUGAGUUCCUGCAGUGGCCGCAGUCUGUGUCCAAACCCGCAGGGGGCAGUGCUGUGUUCACCUGUGUGGCCCAGGGCGUCCCUGAGCCUCACCUCAUCUGGCUGAAGAACGGCAAGGUCCUGAGUCCUGGACACAACGUCAAGCUGACCAACAACAACAGCACUCUGGCUCUGACCCGCAUCAGCUCAGACGAUGAGGCCAUCUACCAGUGCAUCGCAGAGAACAGUGCCGGCACCAACCAAGCCAGUGCCCGCCUGGCUGUGGCCCAGGCUAAAGACCUACCCGCCGCCCCUGAGGGCCUCAAAGCCAGCGUGCUCUCCACCAACGCCCUGCAGAUCACAUGGAGCCAGCCACCUGCCGAAGUCACUGAAAGCAUCAUCGGAUAUGUCCUUCACAUACGCAAGAUAGGAGAGCCCGACAGUCUAGAGCUGCAGGAAGCCAUCAGUAAAGGGACCUUUCAGCAUGAUGUGACCAACCUGGAACCAGCCACCACCUACUCCCUCUACCUGAAGGCCUACUCUCCUCUGGGAGCCAGCCAGCAGUCCCACACUGUGGUGGCCACAACACUAGGGGGCGUACCCACUGCUCCCACCUUCUUCACCAAGGUGGUGAACUCCAGCGCCGUGCAGGUCCUCUGGGAGCUCCCUAGUAAGGCUGGCAAGGCCGAGGGCUUCAGGCUGUCCUACCGCAGGGUCCCCCACGCUGACUUCCAGACGCCAAUCCAGCUGCCCUGUUAUAUCAAUGCCCACACCAUUGCCAAUCUGGAACCGGGUGCCGUGUAUGAAGUCAAACUGGUGGCCUACAAUGGAAAUGGGGAGAGUGACUGCUCCAAGAGACUGGUGUCGCUUGCAGAGGAAGGCACAAGUGACAAAACCACUGGAGGAGACAGUCUGUGUCAGUGCAGGGAUGGAGAGGCCUCGCUUGGCAGCAUUGUUAUUGGCAUCCAUAUUGGCACCGCCUGUAUCAUCUUCUGUGUUCUCUUCCUCAUGUUUGGAUACCGUCGCAGUCUGUUUUGCAGUAAAGGGACUCAGGACAGCUGGUCUGUACCGAGGGACAACACAGGACACAACGGCAUCCCUAAAGAUGGCACAAACCGGCCUAGAGUGGAGCCAGUACCUCAGGUGGUUUGUCCAGCACAGUACCAGGUCGUCAUUGAGCAGCACUUGUCAGGUUUGCCUGGCACGGACACCGGCUAAGAGUGGUCAAUAAUAUCAAUACCCAGAUCCCUUUCCUCCCCUCCAAUAGUCUACUCUCUUAGAAAACCCUAGCCUCCCAUCAAUGAGCACCUUCUGUGCUCUUUGAUAGGGGUCAGUCAUAGGUUUCUUCUCCCUCCAAAAUGCUGCUAAAAACCUAAAAGUAGCCUCAAUAAAACUGUGACAGAGAGCGUAUAGAACUAGGAAAUAUCCUGGUACUUUGCCACCCCACCCCUAUCCUUUACCUCUACCUCAAACCAAAGCUUAUUGCCUUUAUUGCCUGUGCAUGUGCACAUGUGCAUGUAGAAAAAGCCUUCAGAGAGCAUUGCCACUCCAGAUAAGAUCCUGUCACAGUCUUUUUGUGUGUACACCACAAAAACUCAUGUCAAUUUUACCAGUGGGAGUCUGUUCCAUAACCAAAAUAUAUUAUAUUCCUCAGACGUCCUCUGGUAAGCUGACAUGUUAAGAUGUGUGCUGUGGUGUUAAUACCCCAAAUUAAGCCAUUACUAGUCUGUUGUGACAGAACUCUUGACUUUGCCUUCAGCUCCUCUGCAAUAAGAAAGGGAAGAAACAUAGUGGCCUUUGUGAACGCCUUAUGAAGGGGAAAGUUGGAUUAGCAAUGAUUGUCUAUCACCAUAUGAGCCAUUUAGAGGAACAGGCACUCUUUACUCAACUCUUCCUCAACCAAAAGCUGCAUACCUCCAAAGAAAGCUACCUCAGUUUGUCAAGGAUGUCUGAGCCAUACCUGAGGCCAAUUUAGCCUAAUUAUGCAGCUUGUGCUAGCCUACCUCAACCAAAAAAACCCAGUGAAACCCUUUCCCUUCAGCAAUUACUUUCUUGACCAGUGCCAGUGUACCGUGCCAGUCGCCAACCAGGACAGUCCAAAGAGUGCUCACCAGGAUGACCACCAGGGAGAGCGUAACUGUGGCAGAACCUGGACUCUACUGCUACAAGCCUAAACCUUACUGUACCGGACAACAACAAGAGCUUUAAGAACCUCAUGUUCAAGCCAGAUCACCUUGUUUCCAUCAACAUGUCCACUUUUGGUGGAAAUCUUCAACUUUUCCAAUCUGAUGUUGGAAGACAUCGGGGGGGUAUUUCCUAUUGCCUCCUUGAUUGUAUUUGUUCCAUUAUGUGGCUAUCCAUGGCUUUAAAAUACCCACAAGUUUCCAUCUCCAAAGACAUAUUAGUGCAGAAGAUGUGGCUCAUGGAAAAUAUGGACCUCAAAGAAUGCUUCCUGAACCUUUUAAGCCAUGCAUUCGAACUUUUCUCUGAAGUCCAUCAAAGAAAACAACAUCAAACUCACAGGAUGCUUGUUUGUUCUGCACAAACUUGAUACCAUACUGAUGAUAAGCCAAAAAAAAAAAAA